This is a messenger RNA of Zingiber officinale, 1290 nucleotides long. Its product is annotated as transcription factor MYBS3-like. The transcript has 3 exons. Lineage: Eukaryota; Viridiplantae; Streptophyta; Magnoliopsida; Zingiberales; Zingiberaceae. The record is from RefSeq and is a predicted model, not a curated record. Bases 161 to 1090 code for a protein of 309 amino acids. Gene Ontology annotation, molecular function: zinc ion binding; DNA binding. Gene Ontology annotation, biological process: response to auxin; response to gibberellin; response to ethylene.
UUUCCUCUCUCUUCUUCUAUGCGGCCUCCGCUCGCGCUCUCUCUCCGUGUCUGAUCCCCUCUUCCCGCUUCAAUACCCUAGCACCACUCUCCUCGUCGCCGGCGGCGAUCCAGGGGUUUGCGCAGGGCGCGAGACGCGUAGGAGACGGUGGGACGUGGAAAUGACGCGGCGGUGUUCCCACUGCAACCACGACGGGCACAAUUCGCGGACGUGCCCCAACCGCGGAGUCAAGCUUUUCGGCGUGCGGCUCGACGGAUCCGUGCGGAAGAGCGCCAGCAUGGGGAACCUCUCCCUCCUCGCCGGAUCCAGCGGAGGCGCGUCUCCGGCCGACGGACCGGAACCGGGCGGCGGAUCCGCGGGGGAUGGGUACGCCUCGGAGGAUUUCGUGAAGGGUUCGUCCUCCAGCUGCCGCGACCGGAAGAAGGGUACUCCUUGGACAGAAGAAGAGCAUAGAAUGUUCUUACUUGGCUUGCAAAAGCUUGGCAAAGGUGACUGGCGAGGCAUAUCUCGCAAUUUUGUGGUGUCAAGAACACCCACUCAAGUAGCUAGCCAUGCUCAAAAAUAUUUUAUUCGCAAAUCCAACAUGACAAGAAGAAAAAGAAGAUCGAGCCUUUUCGAUAUGGUACCUGAUGAGCCCCUUGAACCACAACUGUUUCCAAUGAGCCUCCAAGAAUCAGAGUUACAAAGCAACAAGCCACCUCCAAUACCUCCAACUCUGAACGAGGAAUGCGAGUCGAUGGAUUCUAAUGACUCGAUGUUGGGAGAAACAGUUGUCCCAAUUCCAGAAGCUCCCCAGAGCACUUACACCAUGGUACUCCCAACAUAUUAUCCCCCAUUUCUUCAAUUUGCAUCCCCUUACUGGCCCGGAGGUACAUCAGAGACCCCAGAUCAAGCACAUGAAAUUAUAAAGCCAACAGCAGUGCAUUCAAAGUCACCCAUAAACGUCGAAGAGCUCGUAGGUAUGUCAAAACUGAGUAUAGGCGACAACGGGGGAGAAACGGUGUCUUUAUCGUCUUCACUAGGUUUGCUCAGCGGGUCAAAGAGACAAUCUGCCUUCCAUGCAAAUCCAUUCCCGAAGGCUCGCACUUGAUCUCACUAUUCAGGCAGGGUUCCCAGUUAAUUAGCUUCGCCUCCUUGUUAAUACAGUCUUAAAGGUAGUUUCAUUUGCAGACUAUAAAAGACAGCUUAUGUUCGUGAAAUACUCAGAUAAUAUAUACUACUAAUGUAGCAACUGUCUUAUUGUCGAUUCUUUGAGAGAGUAGUUAUAACUCAAGUCUUUGAAAGUUGAAA